This is a messenger RNA of Dermacentor albipictus, 1564 nucleotides long. RefSeq lists its product as uncharacterized. Gene Ontology annotation, cellular component: membrane. Gene Ontology annotation, biological process: sensory perception of taste. The record is from RefSeq and is a predicted model, not a curated record. NCBI's taxonomy places the organism in Eukaryota, Metazoa, Arthropoda, Arachnida, Ixodida, Ixodidae.
UGUAGCGGACAGCACGUGUUUUCUCGAAGCUGGUCUCAUUGGCGAGACCUGAAUGAAGACACGAUGUUGGCCAAAAGGAUGCAGUUUUUCCGGAGCGUAUCGAAACCAAGAAAGAGUCGCCAAAUGAUGAAGCCGCGCAGUUGGGCAAGGGGAACAACGUUGGAAAGCAUCUCUCACGGGCUUCAACUUGAGAAACUAGAUGAUCCAAACAAACUUGACGCGGGCUGUUUUAUGGUGCGGCAGUUCUGCCACUUGGCGCGGCUUUGCAGAUUGAUGGGUUGCUUCCACAUCGGAGACCUCAACGAGCAAGCUAUGACCAGGGCGUCAAUCAAGUGGAGAACUCCUUACGUCGUUUAUUCGGCAGUCUGGCUAUUCUUCGUUCUUUUCCUUCAAGGAUUAGUACUGGGUAACAAAAUUAGCCGCUUGACUUCCAGCGCGACGUUCACGAAGGCUCUCGUAGUUACGGUUCGCCUCUUUGCGUUGGCCAACGCUCUGGCUAACAUCUAUUGCAUCACGAUUCGGGCAAACGGGCUCCUAGAGUUUCUUAGAAAAGCGGCCCGUUUCGAAACACUCAGCGGCUUUCCUCCUCCGAGUCGCCGAGCUGUCGCAUCCAGGCGUCGUUGCUUCUUCGUGUUUCAAAAAGUGGCGAAGUUAGCAGUCGCCGUGGCCGCUUUCGCUGUUCUUCUGACGGCCCUGUUCGGGCCUUCUUCUCUGGCGAGCGUCAGGUAUCGGUGGAACGUCGUGAUCAAGAUUCUGAGCGCGUUCGCCGACGUCGUGUUCAUUUUCUACGAGUCGGUCAUGUAUCUCGUCUUGAGCUGCGCUGCCGAAGUUCUCGUGCACUAUAUGAAGGCCCAACUGCGAGCCUUCGACAACUGCCAGCGGUGUGUCAGAGCAGCGCCCUGCAAGGCUGACUUGGCUCUCGAAGUUGAAGCUAUACGCGGUAGCGUGUCCAGUAUCAGAGAAAUGAAGGCGUGCCUCAACGACAUGUGGAACCCGGCCAUACUGACGUCAUCAGUGUGCCUCUUGUGGUCACAGUGCAUCAGCCUUUACUGCCUCUUCGCCGAUAGAGCAGCUCGCCUUGACGUGUGGUUGGGGUUCUUCUACAGCUGGUACUGCUCUCUCAGAUUUCUAGAACUAGCAGUCAUCAGCCACGACCUACGAAUGGAGGCCCAGAAUAUAAAAGAUGCGACCAAGAACGUGACCAUGGCGGGCGCGACAAGCACCUACUUACGUCAAGUUCGCUACCUGCAUGACACAAUAGAUCCCGCUGCCAUGUGCCUUACCGGGGCAAGCUUUUUCCGCCUUGACAGACCUCUCCUGGUAUCGAUUGCGGGUGCGGUGAUAACAUACACUGUCAUAGUGGUGCAGACCAACGAACAACUAGUCGGUGACUUGGCCGCCAACGUCACGAUGGCGGUAACCUAGCGCAACAAACGGUGUCAUAUAAUUAACCAGGAAGAAUAUGCGUUAGCGACUCUUUUUAAGUAAUAAUUUAUGCACUAUUAUUGGAGAAAGAAGCAGAAGACUCGCAGAAAGGACGACGACCAACAAACAGGAAACUGCC